Molecule: messenger RNA, 12961 nt
Organism: Phalacrocorax carbo (great cormorant)
Lineage: Eukaryota; Metazoa; Chordata; Aves; Suliformes; Phalacrocoracidae
Source: RefSeq, a predicted model, not a curated record
CUUGCCUGGAGGCAGCGCUGGCAGAGGCUGUGCUGUGCCUGGAGCCCGAGCCACUGCUCCAGCCCCAGGGGACACCAUGGGUGCCCAAGGUGGCAUUGCCACGCUGCUGCUGCUGCUGCUGCUGACCUGUCAGCCUCUGCCCCUCCAUGCGGGAUCCCCGGUCGGAGCCUCUUUCUUCGGGGACGGCUUUGUGGAGAUGCCGCUGGCGGAUGCCUCGCACACGGUGCAGCUCCACCUGCAGCUGUACACCAGCCAGGGGAACGGGCUGCUCUUCCUGGCUGCCGGCCAGCCUGAUCACCUUCUGCUCCAGCUGCGAGCUGGCACCCUGCAGGCCAGGCUACAGCUGGGCUCAGAGGAGAUAACACUACAGUCCCCAGAAGAGCUGCAGCUCAAUAACCUCGUGAUGCAUGAUGUGGAGCUGCUGGUGGAAGAUGGCAGGAUGAUGCUGACCAUUGAUGGCCUCUUCAACAGCUCUGUGGACAUUGCAGGACCCCUGCGUGAGCUGGACAUCCAGUACGGUCUCUAUGCCGGUGGGACAGGCAGCCUUGACCUGCCGUACCUUGCUGAGGCCAGCUCACCCUUCAGAGGUUGCCUCCACUUAGUGACAUUCAAUGGCCUGGAUGUCCUCUCCCCACUCUCCUCUGAUGGCAGCUCCAAGAUCUUCCACCAGGUCCAGGAAGGGUGCAGCACAGAGUUCUCUGCGGAACCCGAGGACCCCUUUGGGUUCCUGGGGCCACAUUCCUACAUUGCAUUUCCCACGUGGAAUGCAAGGGAGGAAGCGACCAUUGAAUUUGUGAUAACAACGAGUGUCACCCAGGCACCCCUCAUCUACCAUGCAGGGCUGGAGAAUGACUUCUUCUACCUGGAGAUCUCCAACGGGCGCCUGAGAGGGUUUGUUGAGAAGGGGAAUGGUGUUACAGUCCUGCACAACAACAUUUUCAUUAGCGAUGAGCAGCAGCAUUAUGUCAAAGUCUACACAGACAUCCACAAGUUUGAGAUCCUGAUUGAUUACUACGCCUCAUCCACAUCCAGCAGGGGCAUCAAUAACUACCUGGACCUUCAGGGAAACCUCUUCAUUGGAGGUAUGAAUGAAAAAGCUUUGCAAAGCCUGAGGGGGCACCAUCUUGCUUUCACCUCUGUGUGGACCAUGACCAACAACUCGUUUGUUGGCUGCUUGGAGGACCUGCGGAUAAACCUGCACAGGAGGAGUCUACAAGAUGCUGUGAUCACAAAGGAUAUCACAUCAGGCUGUGAAAAGCAGGAGCACUACUGGGACUAUGACGAGGUGUAUGAGCAGGAUGAGGCACCCACUUCCCCAUCUCCAGAUGUCUGGUCGGGAGCACCAGGCCUGGUGGUGGAACCGUGCCAGCCAGACAAUAGCUUCCCUCCUGCCUUUGCAAACAUCAGCAGGCUGCUGCACAUCAGCCCCCUCAUCGUCUCUGAAGGGGGCACAGCCUAUCUGGAGUGGAAGCACGCCCAGCCAACAAUAGACUUGAGCCUUGCAAACAUCCGGCAGUCCCAAAUCCUCUUUAGCAUCACCAAUGACCCUAGGCACGGCCAGCUGGAGCUAGACAUUCCCGGGUCCAGGAGCAGAAGGAAGUUCACCUUGUUGGACAUUGUGAAUCGGAAAGUCAGAUAUGUCCACGAUGGCUCUGAGGGGCCCAUGGACCAGCUGAUGCUGGAGGUGACAGUGACUGCCCAGCAAGGAGUCCCAGAGUGCUUGCGGCAGGGGCAGGUGUACCUGCUGCCCAUCAUGAUCAACCCCGUCAAUGACGGCCCACAGGUGAUCUUUCCCCACGGGAACCACAUGACAAUCUUAAAGCACACACGGAAACACCUGACCACAGACAUCCUGCAGGUACUAGAUGAUGACACAUCCUGUGAUGACCUUGAAUUCCAGCUGCAUGGUAGCCAGCAGAUGGAGGAGGGUUACGUGGAGUAUGACUUUCACCCUGGAGUGCCCAUAGAAGAGUUCUCCUGCAGGGACCUGGAAGCAGGCCACAUAGUCUAUGUGCACCAGAGUGGGACAGACUUACAGCUCACCUUGCAGGUGAGUGACGGCACAGUCCCCAGCCCUGUUGCCACCCUAAGGAUCCUUGCCAUUGACCCUGACAUCCACCUGCACAACAACACUGGCCUCUAUAUCUCCCAAGGAGAGGCUGCACGCAUUACCACAGCCAACCUGUCAGUGGAGACAAACGCCAUGAAACAACGCGUUGCUAUCCUGUAUGUCCUCACAGAGCCCCUAAGUUAUGGUGAGGUCCAGAAGCAAGGGAGCGUGGGAGGGGAAUGGAAAAAAGUCGAAUCCUUCCACCAGCAAGACCUGGAGCAAGGGCGCAUCCAGUAUUUUAGCACAGACUCAGAGCACCAUCAGGAAGAUCUUGUGGAGAAGCUGAGAUUUGAGGUCCAGGUGGGGCAGAAGGUCUUGCAAAACAACACCUUUCUCAUAAGGAUUAAAAGAGCAACCAUUAGGAUGAGGACCAUGGUCCCUCUCCAGAUGAAGAACAAGCGUCACAGAAAUAUCACCAGUAAGGAGCUGGAAGCAAUGCUGGAAAAUCAAAACUCUGCUCCAGUCCCUUUCCACUAUGUGCUAAUCCAGGCUCCCAAAAAGGGAAACCUGGAGCUGCUCGGCAACAGGCUGACCGAAGGCUUUGGUUUUACUCAAGAUGACCUGCAAAGAAACCACCUGAGCUACAGUGCGACCAUCAGGAACUCUCAGCAAGCAGAGGACACCUUCCAGUUUCGUGUCCAUGCUGGUGAGGAGUACUCUCCCAUCUACACCUACUCAAUCAGCAUUGGUGGAGACCCUGAUGCACCAGCCCUGACCAACGUCCUCCUGACUGUGCCAGAAGGGGGGCAAGCUGUCAUCUCCAAGGACCACUUGUUUGUACAGAGCAUGAACAGCAUGGACUACCUCUACGAAGUGAUUGAGGGGCCAGCACAUGGGAGGCUGGCUUGGGCUUCAUCCCAUGGCUGGGCUUCCAGAGAGGAGAUCACAGAGUUCACCAAUGAUGACAUUGUCCACCGCCGGCUGCUGUACCAGCACGAUGACUCUGAGACACUGGAGGACGACAUCCCCUUCGUAGCGAUCAGACAGGGUGAGGGCAGUGCUGAGCCCGAUGUGGAGGAGGUGAGAGGUGUUUUCAGGGUCUCCAUCCAACCCAUCAAUGACCACACCCCAGUCCAGGUGGUGAACAAGGUCUUCAAUGUGGUGCGCAAUGGGCAGCAUCUACUGACGACAGAUGACAUUGCCUUCACUGACAAGGAUUCUGGCUUCUCUGACAUGCAGCUAGUGCUGGCGAGGAAGGAUAUUUUAUUUGGCAGCAUCGUGUCUGUCGACGACAGAAGCCACCAGGUCUACCGGUUCACACAGGAUGACUUGAGGAAGAAGAAGAUCCUCUUUGUCCAUUCUGGGGCUGACAGGGGCUGGAUCCAGCUACAGGUCUCAGAUGGCCUCCACCAAACCACAGCCCUCCUGGAAGUACAGGCAUCAGACCCCUACAUCAAAAUAGUCAACAACACUGGUCUAGUCAUUCACCAAGGCAGCAGAGGGAGCAUUGACUCCUCUGUCCUCAGCCUGGAGACCAACAUGGACAUCAGGUCAGAUGAAGAGAUACAGUUCCUGAUAAUGACCCCGCCAAGAUGGGGAACCGUGCUGAGAGGGGAGCAGCCAAUCAUGGCCUUCUCCCAGAGAGACCUGUUAGCAGGAGAGAUCUCCUACCACCACAAUGGGAGCAGGAACACCCGGGAUGAGCUCCAGUUCACUGUAGAAGCAAACAAUGUGGUGGUGGAGGACACACUGGCCAUCAGCGUGUUCUUGGGCACCCAUCCCAGCCCCCUGCACAUAGUCAACCACAAGGAGAUCCAUGUCUUCCAGGGGGAAGCAGCUGGGAUCAAGAAGAAGUACUUACUGGUGACCCAUGAAGAGAUCCCUCCUCAAGACAUAGUCUACCUGGUGAGCAGUCCCCCGGCCUCUGGCUUCCUUGCGAUGCUUCAGCACAGCCGAGACUCGAACGAGCAGCCCAGCCUCGACCCCAUCCAGUCCUUCACCCAGGAGGAUAUCAACAAUGGCAAAGUCCUCUAUCUCCACUCCAAGCUGGAGGAGGAGCAUGACCAGUUUGUUGUGGACAUCACGGCCAGCGGUGCAGACCCGCUGGAGGGGGUGGUGGUGAGCCUGGCCGUGCUCCCCAUCACUGUCCCCCUGGACAUCCGGAACAUCACAGUGCCAGGAGGUGGCUCUGUCACCCUCUCCACAGGCAUCCUCAACAUCCCUAACACCUACUUCACAUCUCUCAGCAUGGAGUUCAAGGUGCUCGAACCCCCCCAGUUUGGCACCCUCCUGAACAGCAAGCGGCCUGAGGACGGCAAGCUGCACAGCUUCACCUGGAGCGAGGUGGAGAGCCAGCAGAUCCAGUACAGGCAGGACAGUCCCCGGGCCCAGGCCGACAGCUUCACCCUCCUGGCCAACGCCUCCGAGAUGGACCGGCAGAGCCAGCCCAGGACCCUCUUCAUCACCAUCCUGCCCCGCAGCUCCAAGGGGCCCCGGCUGAGGGUCAACGCCGGGCUGCAGCUGCGGGAAGGUACCACGGCUGCCAUCAGCCCCUACAUCCUGAGCGCUGAGGACGAGGAUUCCCCAGCAGAGGAGGUGACCUACUCCAUCCAGCCCCCAGCCAACGGGAAGGUUGUGCUGAGGUCAGCACCCGGCACUGAGGUCCGGCAGUUCACCCAGGCCCAGAUAAACAACGGCCUCAUCCUCUUCAUGCACCAAGGGCCCCUGGAUGGGGGCUUCACCUUUGACCUGUGGGAUGGCGAGAAUCUGUCUCCUGGGCACUUCUUCCUCGUUAGGGCCCAGAGAGAGCCCCUCAUCAGCCUGGCCAAGAAGCAGAGCCUCACCGUCUGCCCAGGUGCCCUGCAGCCCAUCACCAGCCAGAACCUGCAGGCAGUGAGUAACAGCCCCACUGGCUCCACUGCUCUGUACUACAGCAUUGAGCAAGCCCCGCGCCUGGGCAGGCUGCGCACCUCCUGGGGGGAGGAAAUCAGGAACUUCACCCAAGCCCAGGUGGACAGCGGGUUGAUUUUCUACCAGCAUGAGAUGCCAGAGAAGCCCUUCUGGCUCACCCAAGAUGCCAUCCGCUUCCGUGUGGUUGCUCCCACAACUAUCUCAGACUCCUUCAUCCUCCUCGUGCUGAUCUCCUUUGAGGCCACCUGUCCCCAGCGCUCAAGUCAGCUAUGGAGAAAUGCAGGUCUCCAGCUCACAAGGGCUCAACAGGCCAAGAUCGACACCUCAGUGCUGGAUGCUUCCAACCUCCUAAGCCAAAUCCCGGUCCCUGAGAGGGCUGACCAUGAUGUUGUCUUCCUGGUGACAGGGCUGCCAGCUCAUGGGCAGCUCUUGGUGGCUAGUGUGCCCCUGGAUCAGUCACAGCCAUUCUUCCUGCAGUCAGACCUGGCCACAGGGCGCCUGGUCUAUGCCCAUGGCGGAGACAGCAUCUCUGAUGAUCAUUUCAGAUUUAAGGCUUGGCUCCGGCCCCAGGUGCAGCAGUCCAUCCGUCCUCCUCAGGAAGGGGUGGUUAUCUCUGAAACCUUCAAUAUAACAGUGACCAGCAGUAGCAGCAAGCCACCACAGGUGGUGAAGCAGCAAGAAGUGCUGCGGGUCCCACCAGGCUCUGUGAUGACCUUGUCCCAAGAGUACCUGGAUGUGGCAGACCCAUUGGGGUCCCCAGAGGAGAUGGUGUACAGUGUCCUUCAAAGACCUCUUGCUGGCCACUUGGCCAAAGCACGCAACCCACAGGAACCCAUCAACCGCUUCACCCAAGCAGAUAUCAAUGCAGGCCACAUGAUUUUUGUUGCCACAGGGAGCCAUGCCCCAGGGUCCUUAGUGCUGAGCCUCUCCGAUGGCCACCACCCACCCACCUUGACCUCGCUGGAGAUUGAGGUGCUGCCUGCAGUGAACACCGCUGCCAGCCCAGUGCCGCUGGAGGUGCCCCAAGACCUGAACAGGGCGUUGGUGUCCCACCAUCACCUCCUGGGAGCCACACAGCUGGGGGCAGGCAAUGCCCUGUACAGGAUCACCAGGGACCCAAGGUUUGGCCAAGUGCAGGUCAACCAAAAGCCAGCACGGGGCUUCUCGCAGAAGCAGCUGGACCGCGGGGAGGUGAUGUUCACCUUCACUGACCUCACCUCUCCCCAGGACAACUUCCAGUUCCUUGCCUUGUCACAGGCAGCCAACAGGACUGGGGUGGUGAACGUGACUGUCCGUGCCUUGGUGAAGGCACGGCUGGGCAGUGUUUGGCCCAAGGGCACCACAGCCCUCCUGGACACCAGCAUCCUUGAUGCCAGUGAGCUGGCCAACCACACCAAGAGCAUCCCAGUCUUCAAGAUCCGCAGGGCGCCCCGUGGCAGCCGUCUCGUGAGGGUCUCCAGGGACCCAGCACAACCCACCACUCUGAUCGAGACCUUCAGCCAGAGCGAGCUGGAACAAGGGCUGGUCGGGCUGGAGGUGCUGGAUGGUGGGGAGACUGACCAGCCCCCAAAGAGUGACAGCUUCGUCUUUGAGCUGGCAGCUGCCGGCGUGCCACCAGCACUGGCAUCCCUGGGGUACAGCAUUGAGCCCUACAAUGCCUCAAAAGCCUACGGUGUCACCCUGAUCACAGCCCCCCUGGCGCCCUUGCCCCCAGUGCCCCAGCCCCAGGGCACAGCACAGAGCAGCCCCAAUGCCAGUGAGUUGGGCGUGACCCCCACAGCCUGGCUGGGCCCUGGUUCUACCACCAGCCCCAGCCCCGUGGAGGGAGGCACCUUCCUCAGCUUCAUUGAGGCCAACAUGUUCAGCAUCAUCAUCCCUAUCUGCCUCAUCUUCCUCCUGCUGGCCCUCAUCCUGCCCCUGCUCUUCUAUCUGCACAAGCGCAACAAGACAGGGAAGCACCACGUCCAGGGCACCCCCUCCUCCAGGGCCAAGAAUGGGGCCAUGCUGGGCCAGGAGACCUUCCGCAGGACGGACCCCAACCAAGGUAUCCCCCUAACGACUGUCAACACCCUGGAGGGCAAAGGCAUGAGUCCCCCACCCCAGGGCACAGGUCCUGGGGCACCACUGGACCCUGAGCUCCUCCAACACUGCCGGACUUCCAACCCCCCCUUGAAAAACAACCAGUACUGGGUGUGAAGGGCUCAGGCGUGGGGGCACAAGACCACGUGGGGGUCCAGACCCUCCUGGAGCAUCACCGGCCACCUCCUCCCAGCUCUCUUCCUCCUCCCUGGGAGCUGGCAUCCCACAGAUGCAGGAGGACCCUGGGGAUAUGGGGGCUGCUGGUCCUGCCCACCCGGGACCCCCAAAUCUCUGGUGGUUUUGGGCAGGGGAGGGGGACACUGCAUAGGCAAGUGGGGGCAAGUGACAUAUCCAAGCAUCCCUGAGGAACACUGAGUGCUCAUUUGGGCCACCUAACAGUGGCCACAGUGCUGAAGGGGACUUGAUGGCACUAGUCCUCACCGAGCCAUUGGUGGCUCCUCUGUAGGCAUCACUGACUGCCACGGGGGUGUGUGCCACAGCUCUUAGCCCACAAGGAAGGAUGAGGAGCAGCUUGGGCUGAGUCAGGCUGGGGAUGAAGCUGCCCAAAUCCCCCAGGGCUAGGCGGGCUGAGACACUGGAGCAGAGGCUCGGAAAAAACUCUGUGGCCAAUGCCAGGGGAAUUCAAGGAGUCCCCACCCACUUGGAAAAAACCCGCCUCGCUCUUUCUCUGCAUGCUUGUUGUGUGUUUCAUAAAGCAGAUUGCACUGAACCCUGAGGGGGUUGCACAACAGGUAGGAUGCCCUUGGCAGGGAGGGACGGCAGGCACUCACCUGGGCAGUGUGAAACCGGUGGGGAGAGCAGAGAACCAGAGCCAGCACGGUUUUCCACUGCAUACUCCAGUACGGCAGAUGUAAACAGGAUAAAGGGCCUUUUCCAAGGUGCAUCACAGUUUUUGUAAGCCAUCUCCAUCAUGUCACCACUCCUUGCCAGGCCUGUUUUAAGCCCAGUGAACUGCCGAGCGACAUUUGGAGGUAAUGGACCAAAUUCUGGGCUCUUGCUCAAAUUUUCCCUAGCCUGGAGCCCUAAAAACUUAAAUAGAAAUUAUCUGAGGAAAAACUGAGCGCUGAGCUCUCAGGAUGGGACCCAACAAUAAUACCCUGCAUUGCUACAGCUGGGAAGCUCAUCACGGAGCACAUCCCACUCUCACAACAUGAAUAGGAGGCUGAAUUGAGCCCCCAAGGAUAACAGGGGAUGCGUCACAGUUUCACGCCUCUCACCCAGGGUAAAAAUCCAUCCCCAGCAUCAAUGAACGAUCCCUCCCCAAGGCAGCACCCCGGGGCAGUCCCACUCCAAGGCUCCAGCAGAGCCAGGAUGUUUGCUUGGACCAUGCCAGCAGUUUUCCUGGCAGCGUUUAUGGUGCCAAAUAUUUGCCAAGCAGUAAAUCACACCUACCCUGCUCCAGCUGGUGGGUGCCAGCAUGUCCUGCCAGGUACCCACAGCCAUCGGGGUGCAGGCAGGCAGCCCUGUCCCCCUGCCAUGUGUGCCCCAGCCCCAACUUGCUGCAUGGUAUGGGCAAGAUAGGGCACAGCGGAGGCAGCCAUAGCACCUCUGAGCCCUCUCAACCCAAGACAGCCUGUGCCAAUGGGUGCCAAGCCUGCACACUGCUGCCUUCUUCCCUGCUGCAACCUCCCCACCUCCAAAAUCCUCCUCCUGCCCCAUCCAGAGGGGGAUAAAAAAUGAAGUUUCUGCUCAGAGGCAAAUCACAACCUCUCCCCUCUGUAAAAUGGGGACAGUGCAACCAGGCUGCCCACACCAUGGCUCAGAGCUUGCUGUGGAGGAUCUUGCUGGGCAGUGUUGCUCCCAAAAGGUCAGGACAACCUCUCCCUGCAGAGCAGAGGGAGUGUCAUUGCUUCCCUCCUUCUUUGAUAUUAACUCCAGCUCUGUCCCUUCCCCAUCACAUUCAAACAAGCACAUUUAUUAUCUUUGCUAAGUACCUACCCCCCAGCAAGGGAUGUAUGUUUGCAGGGAAGCCAGUGGCAUCCACCGAGGGCCCCCUUGGAAGCAUCCACCAUGUGUUUUCCUUUCGAAUGAUUUUCGCCUCGUACCCAGGGAUUAAAUAGAAGGAACAUGGCCUGUUUUGUAAGCAGCAUUGAAAGUGAAGCAGGUUAUUUUUAAGGCUUGUGGUUUUAUUUCCGCUUCUGGGAAACAUCCACUUCCCAGGGUCAGGGGAGGACAGGCAGGACUUGGAAAAUGCCAGUGCAGAUCACGGUUCUCCAGGGCCAAGCUCUGCUGGCAGGGUUUAAAUCCUGAACAAAGCUGCUGGCUUUGCUUGGGUUAUUCGGGGUUUGCAGCAGGAUAGCUAAGGCAGGAUCAGGCCCAGUCUUGGUGCUGCCUGCUGCCAGCCAUCCCCCUGGGAAAGGGCUGAGGGUCCAGGGGGGCUUCUCUCCAGCUACAGAGCAGACUUAAAAUACAUCCUAAACAAUCUCAAAAGUUUCCUAGUCAGGCCCUUUGCUUUCCCUGCACUGGGAGCCAGCACAGUGUCUCUGCCUUCCCUGGAGCCCUGUGUGCUCUGCACCCAGCCGGGGCAUGGCAUUGAAGCUGCUUGCUCACACAGAGGUGCAGCCCACCCUCCUCACCCCAGUUUGGGUGAGAACUACUCUGAUCUGGGAGGUUUCGGUGGUAAGAGGAGCUGGGCUGCAACCUUCCCUGCCAAGCUGGUUAUGAAGCUUGCAGAGGUGUAGGGAAGGUGGUUACAGCUGCUCUGACAGAUAGGCUGUUUCCCCCAAGGUGGGUCAGAUGUGCACAGCUGGCUGACAAGAGGCAGAUGUGCGUGUGAACUCACAUGCCCUAUUUCCAAGAAGCCACUGCCAGGUCUCCCUCCAGCACUUCCCCACCUCCUCCUGCACCUACAACUGCUGGCAUUUCCCUGGGGCAUCUCACACCUACAUCCCUCCUCCACCUUCUACCUAUGGUUUUAAAGCAGGAAAAGCCACCCAGAGUGAGAAUGCUGUGCCCAGAGAGCCCCUGCCCCAGGACAUGGCCAGAGCCAUUUCUUCUGCAGCACCACCAGCCAAGCCCAAUCCCAAGCUGUAGGCAGAGGACCUGCAUCCAGGGUGGGGUGCACAUCUCUGCCAGUCCUGCCAUGGGAGGAGGGGGUCACAGAUGGGUGCUGCCUGGGAGGGAGAUGUCCCUGCUCCUGGUGCCAGGGACACAUUGUUGUGCCCAGCCUGUAAGUGCAGAGAAAUGGAAGGUUGGGGUGGAGUGGGGACAUUAGGUAUGGGGAGCACUAGGAAGGGCUGAAGAGUGGCUAAGGGCACAUCUACAUGCAGCUUCUGAGGACACCCGGAUCAGGGAAUAAAAGGCAGGCCAAGAGGAGAGCCAGACUAUAGCCAGGCCAAGGCAAAGCCUCAAGUUGCUAAGGGAAAAAUAUGGGGUGGCAGAAAGCAGGGCAGGAGCCAGAAGAUACUCAGAAACAAAGGACAGUGAGCAAGUUGUGGUGACUCACAGAGGUGUGACAGGAUGUUGACAGACCAUACCUGCCACCACCUCCUAAAUGGUAGGAAGAGGAAUGUCAAAAGCAAGGACAUCACCAAGUAGAGCCACCCAGGAGGUGUGAGAAAGGCUCAAUAUCUUGUGUCCCUUGUCCUCUGUGCCACCUCCAGACAUCCUGAGGGAACCACCUGGUUAAGAGCAUCUCAGUGCCUGACUACCAGUUCACCUGGGCAGCCACACAGGGUCUCACAAGUGGCAAAAAUGCCAGUGAAUUUUACUUCUAUUUAAUUCUUCAUUAAGAAGUCACCUUUGCUUUCUAUAAGCCCCAGAAGCAGGGAAUUUCUCUUCCUCCACUAGGAAGCCCCCGCAGCUGGAUCCCAGGCAGGAUGCAGCCAGGAUGAUCCAGCCUGGGCUGCAUCUGUCGGGAAGUCCCUGCAGCCCUGCUGGGAUUUCAGCCCAGUGCUGGGAUUAACGUCCUGAUUUGAGCUCAGAUCAGCUGAGGCAGGAGGAGCAGUGCUGUUGCAUGGCUCAGGGAGAAGGCAGCCUGCUGGUCUGCAGGCAGGCAUGGCAGGGCCAGGCUGUCCCCAGCUGCAAGGACGGGGCAUGUUUAAAUGAUGCCCUGCUGCAGAGUCCAGCCUGGAAGGAGCAAGAAGGGAGUAAGAGCAAUUUUCCUCUGCCAUUACCUCGGCAGACCCACAGUGCCUUUAAAGCAGUCAGGAAACCUCCUCUUGAGUUACCCAAUGCCCCCCCCCCCCAGCAGCCUGGCCCUGUCCUGUGCUGGCCUUCGGUCCAAGUGCUGCGGCAAGGCAUACAGGUGACAGGAAACAGUUUCCAGGCUCCCAUUCAAAUGCAAACAAAUAAUAGGCCAAACAGGUUUCUUUCAGCAUCCACCCAGGGCAGAUAGAAUCAUUUGACUUUGAAACCCUCCCCGCAAGCCAUGCAAAUGCGGGGGUUCAACAAAUGAGGGACUUCAUUCCCAGCCAGGCUUCAGGCCAGCACAUCCAAGCCCUGCACACGAGACUGGGACUCAUGUAAGCAUCAUGUCCCCAGCCUCCAAACUCCUCAGCUGCUGUGGACAACCAUAGGUGGCAAGGACCUUGUGACAACAUUGUCCACAUUGCUCCUGGGGAUGCAGGCACAGGAAGUGAUGAACUCCCUGAGCUCACGCAGGCAGCCCCCCUCUGUUUUGGAGAGGCAAAGCAUCAUCCCAGGGCUCCUGCCUCACUGUCCCCGUCCCAAAUCCUCCCUGACAGCUCUCACCAGCCCCAGGAGAUGCUCUGGUUUUUGCUGGGAGCCAGGAGGAUCAUGCUGAGGUUCCCUCAGAGGGCACAGGUCACACUCCCUGAUGACAGAUAAUGAGGAGAGGUCUCCAGGAAGACACCUGUUCCUCCCAAAGCAGGUGAAGGAUGUGACCAGGGGUGGCUGGGUCCUCCUAGGAGCUGCCCCACAUGGGAAACUCAGAGCCAGACCUUAGGCUGGCUGCUGCGUAGUGUGACGAGGCUCAGGAUCUCCGCUCCGAGCCAAGCCCAGUGCCCCAGGAUGCCAGAAGCCCAAGCCCUCCCUCCCUGCUACGUGCCUGCCUGAUUUCAGCAGGCCAUGGCCACAGCCUGCAGAGCAGGCUCAGCUGGCAGCAAGCCCAUCAGGACAGGACAGAGCCUGAGGGGGAAGAGGAGACUGCAGGCAUGUCACCCUGGGAGCGCCCUCACAGGAGGCAGGGUCAAGGAGCCCAUGCAGGGACAGGGCUGUCCCCAGGAGUCCGUCAUCCACCACCACCUUGCCCACCUGAGAUAUAUCUUCCCAGGCCCUUGCAAGCAGGGGAAAGGAUGGAGAGAUGAGGACCCAGACAGCAGAAAGUAUCCCCUAGGCAACUGCUGCCUGCCAUGGCUCUCCAGCCUAGCUGCUGAUUUAAAUUCAAACCAGAUUGAGUCUAACCUCCAUUUCCACACCCAGCAACUCCAAGGGAGACAAUGACGGAGUGACAACCACAUCCCAGAGCCUGGGCUCUCCACCCCUUCCUCCAAAAAAACCACGCCCAAAGAGGCUGCCCCUCAGAAGUACAGGACCUACCUCCCCAGGCUCAGCACCUUCCCAGGGACCAGAGAGAUUAUACACCCUGGCACAGAGAGCUGGGACAGGGUCUGCCCCAAGCAUCGCCCUGGCUCUGGGGGACCAGCCUGUUGCAGAGCACCAAGGCUGCAGCAUUCAGCAGCAGGGGAACAAGGAGGGCUGGCAAACUGUGGCUGCAAUUAAAGGUGGUUCCUAGCUCAUUCCCCUGGCACAGGCACUACUGACAUCCUCCCCUCAUAACUGUCCUGUGCUGGGAGCGGGAGGGAGCAUUUAUAGCAACAGCCAAGGGAACCAGCUGGUGCUCAUUGCCUUGUCUGGUGGAGCCAAGUCAGGGUCAUGCUUUGGAAAUAUUUGAGAAGUGCAGUGAUUAAAAGAUUUGAACUGGCAGUCUGAGCUGUCUCC